Molecule: messenger RNA, 4967 nt
Organism: Drosophila rhopaloa
Lineage: Eukaryota; Metazoa; Arthropoda; Insecta; Diptera; Drosophilidae
Gene: RecQ4
Product: ATP-dependent DNA helicase Q4
Exons: 7
Coding region: 120-4883 (1587 amino acids)
Biological process (GO): double-strand break repair via homologous recombination; DNA replication
Cellular component (GO): chromosome; cytoplasm; nucleus
Molecular function (GO): zinc ion binding; nucleic acid binding; 3'-5' DNA helicase activity
Source: RefSeq, a predicted model, not a curated record
CGACGAAAAAGCGCGCGCUCAGCGAAAACAGCUGCCAUUGUGUUGGUUUAUUAGUUGCUAAAAUCUUGCUCCAAAUGUUUGUUUAUUAAUAUAAAAAACAAUUUAAAACGUCCACCGAUAUGGACGAUUCGGUGUUUAAGAUUAAAUACCAGAAAUACAAGCUGCGUGUCAAGUUGUGGGAAAAGGAUUUCAAGAAGAAGAAUGGGAGGGUUCCAUCGAAGUAUGAUAUUCGGGAGGCCAGCCAGGAGAUUCGCGACUCCUACAAGAUGUACUACAAACUGAAGACCUCAUUCCUAGAGGAAACUCUGAACGAUGUGCUCAGCGAGGAUGGAUACGAUAUCUUGGAGAUGUCGCAGGCCAGUGAUCUGGGUGUGAGCCUGCUAGAUCAGGACAUCAGUCUAAAUGGAGGACCUCAACUACCGAUGGAUAUAUCCGCACUGGUGGAGCCACAGGUAUCUGCCAUUCUGGAGGAGAUUCCGCAACAAGAACAAGGAUCAUUUUCUAAUCUUCAGGACCUGCCCAAUCGGCAAGUCCUCACCAAUCUAGUUAAUCGCGAUGAGAACCAUGUGAUCCGUAAGUUCGAAGCUGUGGAGGAGCUGUCAAUUAACCAGAAUGCCUGGGGCAAGGAGGUCAGCAAGAAACAACCUGAUCUGGUAAAACCCCUAGAGGCUUCUCUUUCCGCUCCGGCGCAGGGAAAGCCGCUUAAAACGACCGCUAGUCUUAAACCCAGCCUGAGUGCCAAGUUGUUCAAAUCCACGAGCGGAUUUGCCAAACGAAAUCCCCGCAAGCCGCUGUCACACAGUUCCGUAAACGCCUCUAGUUCCAACAGUUCCCUCAGCUCGGUUUCUUCCACUCUGGUGGAAGAGCUGCCUGAUUUCGAGACCAUACUAAUACGCAAGGCGCAGGAGUACAAGGAGAAGGAGCUGGCCCUAGCUUCUAAUCCGCUUUUAGCCGGCGAUCACAGUAAGGAGACCAUCAAAACGCAGGUGGACGAUGGCUGGCUGCAGCGAAAUACAAAUGAGAAUACUCUUGAGGCGGAGAUGCCCUUUGCAGAAGCAAAUAAUAAUAGUGCUCCACCAAAGAAAAUCAACUUUGGACUAAAAAAUCUCGAUUUAAGUAAACUAAAGUCCACUACUAAGGAGGAACAGCAGGUGCAGGUGAAGACCGAAACGGUAGCAACCACACAGCCGUUGCAAUCUGUUAACAGUUUUAUAAUAAACCAGAAACCAGUUUCCCCUAGUCAGACACCCUCUGCAUCCAUUCAGAAACCACUUGCUCCCAGCCAUAAACCUCGCCCUGUAGAGGAGGACACUGAUUCCGAUUCUGACUCUGUUGUGGCUGAAAGUGAGGAAGAGCCGGAGCCCCAGGAGUACCGACAGCUCGCCAAACGUCGCAGAAUUAUGCCAACCCCUGCAGGAUCUUCCGAGGUAGCCGAAAUAGCGGAAAUAACCAACAAAGUCGAACCGGAACCUGAAGCGUUGACUCUCGCCGAUCCAGAGGAUGAAUAUGGAAUGGAUUUCUCUGCGGACGAAGAAACGGAUGCAACCUAUGAGCCCGAGAAGGGCAAGAAAGAGAAGGCAAAGCGCAAACAAGCAGCCGGAAAAAGGAAGACCACUAAACCUAAGGCGGAAGCUAAACCUAAAGCUGAAAAGAAACCCAAAAUCAAAGCAGAAAAGAAACCCAAGGUGGAGAAGAAGCCAAGGAGCUCUAAGAAAGCUAUUGCUGCCGAACCUCCUCCUGUUCCAGAAGAAGAGGAUCAGAGUCAGCCUCUAAAUCCGGAAGAUCUUAAAUACGUGUUGGCGUUGGAGGCAGGCGACAUAACCUCCGUUCCUCGAAUUAAUCAGCAGGAUCUGGAAAAAGCAGACGUCACUGCACAGCGCUAUAUUAGCACCUUUGCAGCAGGACCCAUAACAGGAACAGCAGAGGGAUCCAACAUCCGAGUGGAUGAAAAGCGAUCCGCUGCCCGAAAAAAACUGGAGGAAAGAAUAGCUUCUGGGAAGUUAAACGAAAACUUUGUGACUAUCAACAUCCAAAAGAAGAAAUUUGUGCGCGGCAAAAAGACCGUGAAUUUUAGCAAGUACAAGAAGACGCAGUGGCGGCAUAAAAAGCGAGUGGCUGCCCUGAGUGGGCCAGGUAUGGACAUGGGUGGCUGUGAUGGCGGAGUGCUCACCUGUUUCCAGUGCGGCGGCGUGGGCCAUUUCGCCCAGCAGUGCAAGGUGAAGGGGGACAGCCUGUUGCCCUUAUCUGCGCAGCUUGAGGAGGAUCCCUCGCCAUUCCCCACGCUCGCCGAGGCGCAGGAGAUGGCCAGCCAGGGCGCAGUGGUGGCUCACAGUCGCAACAUCUCAAGACUGCCCCAGGCGGCCAAUGCGGCCAUUCUGCAAGGUGAGGAAUCAGAUGAAUCAGAGGAGGAAGUUCCAGACAGUAGCGGUGAUGAGGACGGAAAACCGCAUCCUGAGCCGGAUUGGUCGAGCGAUGAUCCGGACAUCGAUUUUGAGGCACUGGAUGCAGCCGUCGAAGCCUCUCUAAGUCAGCCGGUUAGCCAAGAGAAAGCAGCUUCGCCUAUUAAAAGCUACGUUGGUCACAAAAUUCCGGAGGAGUUCCUCAAGCAGGCUGGCCUGGACACCAACGUCGCCACUGCGAAUCACAGCCGGCACGGCGGGGUGAAGCCACUCUACGAUCUCCUGCCGGAUGGAACUGUUCAGGACACGUCACCCGAAGUCCUGGAAGCGCUGCAUAUGUUCGGUCACAAAAACUUCAGGAAGGGUCAGGAUCGGGCCAUCAUGCGCACCCUUUCCGGCCUCUCUUCGCUGGUUACCCUCAGCACAGGCAGUGGCAAGUCUCUGUGCUACCAGUUGCCCGCCUAUCUGUUUAGCCGCAAAUUGGGAGCCAUUACGCUGGUCAUCUCGCCGCUGGUAUCGCUUAUGGAGGACCAGGUGACCGGGGUGCCGCACUUCCUGCGCGCCCACUGUCUGCACACCAAUCAGACGGGGCCGCAACGCAUUAAGAUUCAGCAGAUGAUUGCCAACGGUGAAAUUGAUAUUCUGCUGGUUUCUCCGGAGGCAGUGGUUUCCGGGGAGCGGGCCACGGGAUUCGGUGCCAUUCUUCGCCAGCUGCCGCCCAUUGCAUUUGCCUGCAUUGAUGAGGCGCAUUGCGUGUCCCAGUGGAGUCACAACUUCCGUCCCAGCUACCUGAUGAUCUGCAAGGUGCUGCGAAAGAAUCUCGGGGUUCACACGGUGCUGGGACUUACGGCCACCGCUACGUUGCCCACGAGGGUGAGCAUCAUCAACCAUCUGGGCAUCGCGGACGGGGAGCGCGGCGUUAUUAGCGACAUACCCUUGCCAGACAAUUUGGUGCUGUCCGUGUCCAAGGAUCACAACCGAGAUGCAGCGCUGCUCCAACUACUUAAUAGCGAACGCUUUGAGCCCUGCCAAUCCAUCAUCAUCUACUGCACUCGCAGAGACGAGUGUGAGCGAAUCGCUGGAUUCAUUAGAACCUGCGUGCAGGAUCGGCGUCAGCCAGCCCAGGAUCAGGGCAAGAAGCGCAAGCGGGUGAACUGGCAGGCGGAGCCAUACCAUGCCGGAAUGCCGGCUUCGAGGCGUCGCACUGUCCAGAAGGCCUUUAUGGGCAACGAGCUACGCAUCGUGGUGGCCACCAUCGCCUUCGGCAUGGGCAUCAACAAGCCGGACAUUCGCGCCGUGAUCCAUUACAACAUGCCAAGGAAUUUCGAGAGCUAUGUGCAGGAGAUUGGACGAGCAGGUCGCGAUGGCUUGCCGUCUCACUGUCAUCUCUUCUUGGAUGCGAAGGGUGGCGAUCAGAGUGAGUUGCGUCGACAUGUGUACUCCAACUCCAUCGAUCGGCAUGUGAUCCGCAAGCUGCUGCAGAAGAUUUUUGUGCCGUGCAGCUGCGACAAGGAGGCUUCCAAGGGAGCUGCUCCUCCAAUGGCCCUUGAAGGCGAUGGUCCGAGGGUUCAUGUGUGUCCGGGUCACGAAAUCGGCUUCUCUGUAGAGAAAACUGUUGAGAUGCUGGACAUCCCGGCGGAGAACAUUUCCACGCUGCUCUGCUACAUGGAGCUCGAUCCCCGCUGGUGCAUCAGUGUGCUCAGCUCAGCAUACGUGAUGGCCAAAGUGAUCUCAUACGGUGGACCCAAGUACCUGAAGCACGCAGCAAAGGAAUGCCCACCCUUGGCCAUGGCCAUUGCUUUGCAGAUUCGCGACAAGACCUUCAAGGAGGACUCGAACAUCAUAGAGUUUUCUGUGACAGACAUUGCAGCAGGAAUUGGUUGGAACAGCGGCGUGGUAAAGUACCAACUUAAGGACCUGGAGUGGGUGAAAGUAAAUGGAUUUCCGAAGCGAUCGCCCAUCACGGUGAGCUUCUAUGAUUUGGGAUUCCGCAUCAAGGUCCCCGGUGAUUUUACAGAAACGGAAAUCGACAGUGCUCUGGACACGCUCUAUACGCGAUCAGUGAAACAGGAGCGCACUCAGCUAAUCCAGCUGCAGUAUGUUGCCCACGGAUUGGCGGCGGUGGCCUACAGUUCCUGUGGUCAGUGCUGCAAUGCGGACUUUCCUCAAGAUAGGGGCGAGCAAUUAAAGGCUAUCGUGCGCAACUACUUUGCCAAUGACUACCCGCAGGACUUGGAGUUAGAAGUGGAGCCCAGCAAUGUGCCCGAUGAGAGCAUCACAGACGACGUGCACGCCCUGAUCAACAUGUAUCCGGACAACACAUUCAGUGGACGGAACAUUGCCCGCAUCUUCCACGGCAUCAUGAGCCCCAACUAUCCGGCCGUCAUUUGGGGACGCUGUAAGUUCUGGCGUGCCCACGUCAAGGUCGAUUUCAAUCGCAUCCUGCAACUUGCGAACAUGGCUAUCAUUAAGAGGCGUACCUAGCCAUGAUCAUUGGAAAAUUCUCUUUGUGAUGCACCGGUAAACUUGUUCAAUCUUGAUGAAUUUAAAAAUAUGUGAUGCCAUUCA